UCGUACAGGAAAUCUCUCAGAAAUCAUUUGUCGCUGAAACGACAUCAAAUUGACUGCCGAAAUUAAGACGAAGAAAUGGGUGACGUUUCAGGUCGAGACGACCCGUAAUGUCACCCGUUCCUUCUCUCCAACGAUGCGGCCUGUCCCGCUGAGUUACUCCAGCAUUCUGUGUGUAUCUGAAGUUCUGUAGGCAGGCUCCUCCUAUCCUGACGUCAGGAUAACCUGAGACGCUAGUUGCCAUGGAAGCUGGCAAGAGGCGAAGGUGCUGGAAGAUGGUGGUUUCUAUGUAGACGUUUGCAUCCGUAAACUUUACACUGACUGGCCCCGGAUCGGCAAAAAAAAAGUUAACAUGUGUUAUCGCCUUUGAAGAAAGGAUUUGGCGCAAUCCACGACCCUGCAGCGCGGACCGCCCCUGCUGUGUGUGUGUGUGUGUGUGUGUCGGGCUGUCCUGGGCUGUGUGUGUGUGUGUGUGUGUGUGUGUGUGUGUGUGUGUGUGUGUCGGGCUGCCCCGGACUCUGUUUGUUGGUUUGGCCGCUUGGCCUGGUGCCCCUCUCGGAUUCGCCGCAGGGAACUGGAAGAAUUUCUUUCAGGAAAACAAAACAGGAUGAAUAACGGCGUCCUGUACGCCCCUCCAGUCAGCAGGGACCGAGUGAUCGCCAGAUUCCCCGAGUGUUAUAGACCUGAGGCCUGUCUCCAGCUCAAAGAUCAUUUCAACGUUGAAGUUAAAUAUGCCUGCAAAGGACGACAAACCAGAAAUGCUGGACUUAAAAUAUCAAAGGUGGUGGUAGUCGGGGAUCUUUAUGUGGGAAAGACAAGCAUGAUCAAUAGGUUUUGUAAAGAUCUGUUUGACCGAGACUACAAGGCCACAAUUGGGGUUGAUUUUGAAAUUGAGAGGUUUGAAAUUGCUGGAGUUCCAUUCAACCUUCAAAUCUGGGACACAGCUGGGCAGGAGAAGUUCAAGUGCAUUGCCUCUGCCUAUUAUAGAUGUGCUGAAGUCAUUAUAAUAGCCUUUGACCUGGCUGACAUACAGACCCUGGAGCACACAAAGCAGUGGCUAAAGGAUGCAAUGAAAGACAAUGAUCCAGGUUUAAGUUCUAUAUUUCUAGUUGGAUCGAAGAAAGAUUUAUUGUCACAGGCAGAAUGUGAAAGAACAGAAGCUGAUGCCAUUAAAAUAGCUACUGAGAUGCAAGCAGAGUAUUGGUCUGUGUCUUCUAAGACAGGUGAAAAUGUGAGGGAAUUCUUCUUCAGAGUAGCUGCCCUGGCAUUUGAAGCAUCUUUGCUGAAAGAUUUGAAAAAAAAAGACUGUUCCUUAGCGAAGAUUGGCGAGGGAAACACCAUCUGCAUUGAAAGAGCCACAACUGAACACUUGGAAAACACACCAAACUCCACCACUGGCUGCUGCUGAAGUUCAAUCACCAACCUUUUGCGAAGUUGAAUCACUCACUAUGUGACUUGCAAACUGCGUUGGCAAAUACAGGAUUUCAAGAUGUAAAGAAUAUAUGCAAUCUGUUAUCAGGUCUGGACGUGCAUUACUUGUGAUUUAUAUAAAUGGAAAAAUACGGGGAUGACUGGAAACUUUAGAAACCAAAUUGGAUGUUCUGAAAUAAUAAUCCUAGAUGGCCUUUUUGAAAGAAAAAAGUAAGCAAUAGCAUCAAUGUAACUACAUUAUAAAGACAUGCAAGGUAAAGAAUCUAAGCAGUAGUCAGCACUAAUAAUCAGUCCUUUACUAAUAUGGAAUAGGAAUUAUUCAGUUACCAGCCUUCUCAUGUCAAAAGCCUUUUCUAUGUGAUCUGAUGUCUAUAAUAAAGAAACAUCAUUGAAUUUGUUUAUUUUCUGAAAUAGUAACAAAUUAGCAAAAUAACUAAAGAUUUUCAACGUUUUGAUGUGUAAUCUUUGUGAAAGUAUUGUUACUAAUCUUUGACAAGGUAGUUCUAAUGGUCAAGACCAAAAAAAUAAUUCUCUGAGAACGGGGA
Messenger RNA from Leucoraja erinaceus (little skate), 1973 nucleotides. RefSeq names its product RAB36, member RAS oncogene family (gene rab36). The transcript has 10 exons. Lineage: Eukaryota; Metazoa; Chordata; Chondrichthyes; Rajiformes; Rajidae. Bases 605 to 1405 code for a protein of 266 amino acids. Gene Ontology annotation, molecular function: GTP binding; GTPase activity. The record is from RefSeq and is a predicted model, not a curated record.